AUGUCGAGCCUGCGCCGCUCCCUCCUCCCCGCCCUCCUCGCGCUCGCGCUCGUGCACGUCGUCGCCGCUCAGUCUGCCAACGAGCAGGCCCAAGACAAGGGCAUCGUUGUCGAGACGGCGCCAGCUGCAGCUUUCCUCGUCCUGUACCUCACUGCGACCGUCGUCCAGUGGUGCCUGUGGUUCCGGCACGGCAUGACUCUCGGGUUCCUCCUGCGUGUCAAGAACAACUACGCGUGGCAAUUCCUCUUCACCUUUUUGUCGCCCUGCGCCUUCCUCGCACACGGAUACGUCGUCCUCAAGCACAUUGCAAAAGCCCUGGACCGCGAGGUGUCGUCAGCCUGCCUCUUCAUCCCGGCUCGUGGCCUCGUCUACAUCUUUGUCCUCAGCGACGUCGUCACGUUCAUGGCGCAAACUGCCGGCACUGCGUUGGUCAUCAUCGGUGGCAAAUGGCUCUCCCUGGGUGAGAAGCUCGCAAUCUCGGGUCUCGCACUCGCGCUUGCCUCCUUCUCCCUCUUCACCGUCCUCCUCGUCGUCUUCACAAAGCGCAUCCGGGCUCGUGAUUCGGACGUCUACUUUCCACGCACCUCAACGCGACGCAGCACCUUCAACCCUUGGUCCAAGGAGCCGGUCGACGACCUGCGCACGCUCCUCGUUGUCCUUGGCCUGACCUGCAUCGCGAUUCUCGUUCGGAGCGUCUUCCGCCUGAUCGAGCACUUCUUUGGCUACAUUGCCACGCACGAAGCCUAUCUGUACGCGUUCGACUCGACGCCGCUCUGGCUCGGCAUGGCGCUCUUCUGCGUCGUCUGGCCGCCUCGCCACGUCGCCGGCCUCAACGCUCAGCAGGACCCACUUCUCUUGAGCGAGCGUGGGCAUGUCGCUCCUCGUGGCGCAGCGAAGCACUCGGGCGGCGCAAGGGCGCGCGGUGGAGCAGGGCUGGAGCAGCUUGGCGGAAAGUAG
This is a messenger RNA of Rhodotorula graminis WP1, 957 nucleotides long. RefSeq lists its product as uncharacterized. The transcript is spliced from 9 exons. The coding region runs from base 1 to 957 and encodes 318 amino acids. NCBI's taxonomy places the organism in Eukaryota, Fungi, Basidiomycota, Microbotryomycetes, Sporidiobolales, Sporidiobolaceae. The record is from RefSeq and is a predicted model, not a curated record. Gene Ontology annotation, cellular component: plasma membrane; fungal-type vacuole.